Messenger RNA from Podospora pseudopauciseta, 4308 nucleotides. RefSeq lists its product as uncharacterized. Gene Ontology annotation, molecular function: FAD binding; oxidoreductase activity. The transcript is spliced from 2 exons. Bases 2032 to 3954 code for a protein of 640 amino acids. The record is from RefSeq and is a predicted model, not a curated record. NCBI's taxonomy places the organism in Eukaryota, Fungi, Ascomycota, Sordariomycetes, Sordariales, Podosporaceae.
GUUUUGUGACGGUGGUUCGGUACCGAGUUUGGGACUGGGCUGUUGCAGGGUUGUUGUUGUGACCUACCCUCAUCAUGUUUCAUGUUGUCUUGAUGCCGAGAUCGAAGAUUUGCGUCAAGGAGGGGGAUGAUGGAUCGAGGACGAGGAGAAGCCAGACAGUAUACUCAGCCAGGCUGUCAGCUACAACAGCACCAAGUCAACAACAGACUCGACGGGACUUGCUCAUCCAACCUCUCUCGCCGACGUGGCUCCCAGAUCUCGACAGGAAGCAGCACCAUGUCAGGUUCAUAUACGACAACGACCGGCAGGUAUAGCUACCUACCUAUCUACAUCACCUUUCAUCACAACCGCACGGCAAAGCCGCUCACAGCCCUCCCAGUCAGUCCACCCCCACACUCUUCCGCAGUCCACCUGACGGACCAGAAAAAGUAACGUCGGGGGCGACCCCAACUCCCGCACCUGCUCCCCGGAGUUCGUGUGUGGGCGGUGGAUCCCAACCCCAGGUUCUCGCUCCUGGAAUAGCGCUGUUGAUGAUAUCCCCAGCAUCGAUCGCCCCUGGGUUGGUGAGAGGCCGAGCGAUCAUGUGGAAUGGUGGCUGCAUGGAUGGGCGCUAGUGUGGCAUGAACUAUACUGAAAAUCCGAAUCUUCAGCGAGGACGAAGGCGCGAGGUGUAGGAUUGUAGUGGGAUGAAGUAUCAAGAAGGGUGAUGUUUGGGUGUGAUAGAGUUGGGGACUUCGGGUUUGAGGUUCGGAGAUAAGAAUAUGCUUAGAUCGAUGACAUUGGUAUCACCAGAUGAGCAGAAAACGGACACUGCGGACUGUGGACUGUGGACUGUGGACUGUGGACUGUGAACUGUCCGUAUGGUUGCCCAUAUCGGACAGUUCAGUCACAGCGAGCGCGCGAACGAAACGACAUCAUCACAACGGUAUGGGGAUAUGGGGAUGCGGCUCAUGAUAGCGGCUGAGACAUGAGAGGGCUGAUGGGACGAAAGGCGGCGGGCUAUUUUUUUGGGGACCGUUUCUCAAGACUUUCCCCCACACUCACUACCAUAUUCUGGGGCGGACACGGCUCAGACAGUCGGCUGCGCUACCGCACCGGGGCAGCGGCCAGCCGGACCAAUCAGGGAACACGCAUAGCAGCGGACUCGGCUGGCGACGGGAGGCUGACAGUUGUCAGACCCUAACAGGCCCUGUUGUCAAGGCUUUGAAAUGUUCUUGGGGUGUGGGGUAAAGGACAGGGGGUUUGACUCCCGACACUUGGAGCCGUGGUGGAGGAGGGCGGCCCCGCUAUAUCGAUUACCGUGAACAAGUCCCGAUUUCGAACCACCCCUCACGCCCGAAGGAACCACAUGGCGCCAGCAGUUUUCUGGAAAAGAUGGACGCCCGUGACGCCCACUGACGCCGUAGUGGCCGUCCUCCAUGCCAGCAGAACGAUGUCACGGCCUCUUGUCCCAUCUCUCGGCCAAUGGUGACCCGAGCAGCCCUACACAGCCUACACAGCCGUGUACCUUGCCGGUAUCUAGUAUACGUCAGGACAGGAACCUCGUCGCUUUUUCGCUUCCGAGUCAGGCGCUCCAGCGAGUCCCAUCCAGUCCCCCCUGGCCAUCAUCCCGAGCUCCUUGCCGCGAUCCUAGGGUGCACCAUGCAUUGGCGUCUCAGCCCGUCCACCCCGUGAACCCCGUCCAUCUGGCCCGACACUCGGAUCCUGGCCCGGAUCCCGGUUUCUGGGAAAGCGUCGAGAGAGCGCGAGACGGAUCUGCCACUGGCGAGAGCCGCUGACGGAGGUGUGGGAGAAGGAGGAGGAGUAAGUAGGGCGAAGAAAUUCUAUCAAGUAUUUGACCCCUCCCACCUCCUGCUCGUCCCAAACUUUCCAUCGUGAUCUCUCCAUCCUUCUUCUCUUUUUUCCCAAGAUACCCAGUGCUGCUCUCUCUCCCUCUCCCUCUCUCUCUCUCUCUUUCUUUUUCUUUUUUCUUGUUUCUUUGGAUCAUCACCCCCCUUUCCAGACAUCACAUACACACACUCAGUCUUCACAAUGGCCUCUGAGCAGAAGCAGCACCCCAGCCCCAACCAUUAUGACAUUGUCAUUGUGGGUGCCGGUCCCGUCGGCCUGAUGCUCUCGACCUGCCUGGCGAGAUGGGGUUACAAGAUCAAGCACAUCGACAACAGACCUGAGCCUACCGCCACUGGCCGUGCCGAUGGCAUCCAGCCCCGUUCCCUCGAUCUCCUCCGCAACAUGGGCCUCAAGUCGGCCAUCAUGGCCCACAAGCCCGCUCGUGUCUACGAGGUUGCUUUCUGGGACCCUCCCACCGGCGGCAAGGGCAUUGCCCGUACCGGCACCUGGGCCUCUUGCCCCGACUUCAUCGACGCCAGAUACCCCUUCACCACCCUCCUCCACCAGGGUCUGAUCGAGCGUGCUUUCAUCGCCGACCUCGAGAAGAACAACACCACCGUCCAGCGCCCCUGGACCAUCACCGGCUUCACCUCUGACGAGCAGGCCGACCCCGAAUACCCCGUCAGCGUCGAGCUCCAGCACGUCGACGGCACCUUCAAGGAGAGCGUCAAGGCCAAGUACCUCUUCGGCGGCGAGGGCGCCCGCUCCUUCGUCCGUGACCAACUCAAGAUUGGCAUCACCCACAAGGACCCCAUCGCCUACGUCUGGGGUGUCAUGGACGGUGUCGUCAAGACCGACUUCCCCGACAUCAAGAUGAAGUGCACCAUCCACUCGGAGCACGGCUCCAUCAUGGUCAUCCCCCGCGAGGACAACAUGGUCCGCCUCUACAUCCAGAUCGCCUCCUCCACCGACCCCGACUUCAACCCCCGCAAGACGGCCACCGUCGAGGAGGUCCAGGCCUCGGCCAAGCGCAUCCUCCAGCCCUACAGCAUCGAGUGGGAGCGCGUCGAGUGGUACUCUGUCUACCCCAUCGGCCAGGGCAUUUCCGACAAGUACACCCUCGACCACCGCGUCUUCCUCGGCGGCGACGCCUGCCACACCCACUCCCCCAAGGCCGGCCAGGGCAUGAACACUGCCUUCCUCGACGCCCUCAACCUCGCCUGGAAGAUCCACGCCGUCGAGGGCGGCCUCGCCCACAAGUCCAUCCUCGAGACCUACGAGCCCGAGCGCAAGGACGUCGCCGAGACUCUUUUGUCUUUCGACAACAAGUACGCCAAGCUCUUCUCCCAGCGCCCCCCCUCCUCCAACGAGGUCGCCGCCGCCACGGCCCAGAAGGCCUCCUCCGGCGCCGAGGAAAACGAAUUCAUCAAGACCUUCAAGGAGUCCUGCUCUUUCACUUCCGGCUACGGCGUAGCCUACAAGGCCAACCAGCUCAACUGGUCCCCCGAGCACCCGGCCCAAUCCCACGUCAUCGCCAAGUCUGACGCCCUGGUCCCCGGCCGCCUCUUCAGGAACGCCGACGUCACCCGCGUCGUCGACGCCAACGUCGUCCAUCUGGAGCAGGAGAUCCCCCUCAACGGCGCCUUCCGCCUCUUCGUCUUCGCCGGCAAGCCCUCCGUCACGGGCCAAGCCCUCAAGGACUUCGCCGCCGGCCUCGCCAAGAAGAACAGCUUCUACUCUGCCUACCAGCGCGCCGAUAUCGACUCUGUCUCUCACCACGAGAGGCACAACCCCCACUCCAAGUUCUUCACCAUCUGCACUGUCUUUGCCGCCAAGAGGAACGAGAUUGAGAUUAGCCGGGACUUGCCUGCGCUGCUGGCGAGGUACAAGGACAAUGUUUAUGCUGAUGAUCGGUGGUCGAGGAAUUUCCCUGACGCGAAGGCGAUGGCGCAUGCGAAGAUGGGGUUGGAUGAGGAAAGGGGUGGGGUUGUGGUCGUUAGGCCGGAUGGGUACACUGGUGUUGUUGUUGCGCUGGAGGAGGGGAGCGCGACAGUGGACGCGCUGAAUGCGUACUUUGGAGCUUUUGCGAGCAAAAAGUUGGGGGAGGCGCAGGCUCAGCUUUGACUAGGGAGUAGGUUGUGAAGGAGGGGGAAAAGAAAGGGGUAGCCAUGGGAAUAAGGAGUUUUUUUUUAGUUUUUUUUUUGGCUUUUUUUUGGUUUUGGGAAUAAUGAGGGAUCAAUCACAACUUGAAAGAUUUUGAAAGGGGGAUUCUCUUUUUGAGAGAGGGGGAUCUGCUGGGAUAUUUCGCAUUGUAUAAAUACAUAUAUAUAUAUAUAUAGCAUCAUCUCAUGAGUUGUUCUGUUUAGGUUUCUUUUGGUAUAUAAGUGUUCAAAAACUCUUUGUUAUUCGUCUUGAAAUGUGAUGGGGUUUAUAGGUACACACAUCAAUUUGCUUCCUAACAUACACCAGAUAUAUACC